CUGGAUUUAGAUCAAUGACAAAGCUGCAUUUGUGCUAUACGUAUCACAUUAAUGCUUUUGUAGAACCUGAAGAAUUGGCUUGUGAGACGCCAACAAAGAAAGACAUGGCAUUUUAGAAAUACUUGACUAUUUCACUUUGCCGGCGGUCUAUUUUAAAAUGCCACUUUGGCCGUUUUGGCUCAUUCCCGAGUCAUUAUUGACAGUCAUUGCCGGAACAUAACAAAACAUCUUUGUAAAUUCAGCCAUUUGGCAAGCAAAAGUGGGCGGUGCUGCAAUAGUUCCCGACUUGUUAUUUUCGGUUUGUUCUACAACAAUUCAUGUUCAAGCAAACACCUUUUCGUAAAGGAGGCAAAAGCGGAUCAUCCUGCUCAUAAUUGCUAAACCUUGCUUGCUCAUCGAAAAUGAACCGAGUUUCCAUCUGGGUAUUACUCAUUUCUAUCUUUCUCCUCUUCCAUGUGUCAAAUUCAGAAGAUGAAGAUGUGAAGCGAUCACUGGUGGGAUUCAUGGACAAACUUGCACCUGGAAAUGUAGAGAGAAAUCUAAGUUGGGGUUGGAACAUGACUUCAGACCCCUGCAAAGACAAAUGGGUGGGUGUAUCCUGUGAUUUGCAGUUGCAAUCCGUCAAGAAAGUAGUUCUCGAUGAGCUAAAUCUCACUGGAGUUCUAGAUAUUGAUUCUGUCUGUAGGGCAACUUCCCUUUCCGUACUUAGCCUGAGCAAAAACGAUGUUGUUGGAUUGAUAUCAGAAGAGAUAGGGAAUUGCAAAAGUUUGACACACCUGUAUUUAAGUGGGAACCAAUUAUCCGGUGACCUUCCAGGGUCUCUGAAACAGUUGAGUAAUUUGAAAAGGUUUGAUAUAUCUGACAAUAACUUUUCCGGAGUGGUUCCUGACUUCUCUCGAAUUUCAGGCCUAAUUACUUUCCUUGCUCAGAACAAUCAGCUUAGUGGAGGGAUACCAAAUCUUGACUUCUCCAAUUUGCUACAGUUCAAUGUUUCUAACAACAACUUCAGUGGUCCAAUUCCUGAUGUCAAAGGGCGGUUCUCUGCUAACAGUUUUUCAGAUAAUCCUGGACUAUGCGGAGAAUUAGUCUCAAAGGCAUGCCCACCGUCAGCACCAGCACCACCAUCAUCACAGAAAUCUAAAGAUUCAUCGAGCAAGCAGUUUCUUAUCUACUCUGGUUACGUAGUUCUUGGCCUUAUUAUUGUCCUAUUAGUUGUCUUUAAAUUAGUCAGCAAGAAGAAGCCAAAAGAAGAGAAAGUCAACGUUCCAGAAAAGGGUAUGGAAGCAAACACUAGCAGCAACAACACUAGUAGUACACCCAACGAAUCCAAUACCACUAAGCAUAAGUCAGAGUAUUCAAUAAGUUCUGUUGAGUCUGGAAAGGCCGUGUCAUCGCUUGUAGUUCUUACGAGUCCAAAAGCCCAAGGUCUAAGAUUUGAGGACCUGCUUCGAGCUCCGGCUGAAUUGCUUGGAAAGGGGAAACAUGGAAGCCUUUACAAGGUAAUGCUUGAUAAUGGGGCGACAACCUUGGCUGUGAAGAGGAUAAAGGACUGGAGUGUUACGAGUCAUGACUUCAAAAGGAGAAUGCUGAGGCUGGACCAGGCGAGGCAUCCGAAUGUGAUGCCAUCGGUUGCAUUUUAUUGCUCGGAGCAAGAGAAGCUCUUGGUAUAUGAAUAUCAACCAAAUGGCAGUCUUUUCAGGAUCCUCCUGGGAUCCCAGAAUGGCCAGGCAUUCGACUGGGGAAGCAGAUUAAAUGUUGCAGCUAGUGUUGCUGAGGCUUUGGCAUUUAUGCAUGAGGAGCUUCGUGAAGAUGGAAUUGCUCAUGGUAACCUGAAAUCCACAAACAUACUGUUCAACGAGAAUAUGGAUCCCUGUAUCAGUGAAUAUGGGCUAAUGGUGUUCGAGAGUGAAGACCAAUCAUUUCAUUCUCAAUCCAACAGCUCCAAAAACAACGAUAUGGACCGUGGCCGAAGCUAUGGAAUCUUUAAAGCUGACAUUAAUGGUUUUGGGGUGGUUCUUCUUGAACUUCUAACGGGGAAACCGGUGCAGAAUAAUGGGUUAGAUUUGGCUCGAUGGGUGCAUUCAGUAGUGAAAGAGGAAUGGACUGUUGAAGUCUUUGACACGGCCUUAAUUUUGGAGGGUGCAAGUGAAGAAAGGAUGCUGAAUCUCUUACAGAUAGCACUGAAGUGCAUGAAUCCCAAUCCUUAUGAAAGGCCAAGCAUGAAUCAGGUUGCUAUAAUGAUCAACACACUAAAAGAUGAAGAAGACAGAUCCAGCUCCGAACCAUGAUCCUAGACCAAUACCAUACAAUUGACAAAUAUAUUUGCUCUGGAAAAUUAAUUUUCCUGCUGAUCCAUAAAUCCAACUUCAGGUUUUUUCUGUAAUUUAUUAAUCCCUUUUUGCUUGUCUAAUUCUCCUUCAAAAUUUAUGAUGGCAUGAAAAUUAACUUUUGUCAAUAUAUUCUACAAAUUUUCAUUAAGAGAAGUGAUCAU
Molecule: messenger RNA, 2491 nt
Organism: Durio zibethinus
Lineage: Eukaryota; Viridiplantae; Streptophyta; Magnoliopsida; Malvales; Malvaceae
Product: putative inactive receptor kinase At2g26730
Biological process (GO): protein phosphorylation
Molecular function (GO): protein kinase activity; protein binding; ATP binding
Source: RefSeq, a predicted model, not a curated record